GGGCGGGGUGAGGGAGAGCGGCGUCGCGCGCUCCGGGGCUAGAUUUGGGUCGCGUGCUCCAGGGCGAAAUUCCAAGCACAAUGCAGAAGCCGGCGCUUCAGAACGUACAGAAUGUUACACUCAGUUUAACGCUGCCCAUCUCGUGUCAGAUCUGCCUGGGGAAGGUACGCCACCCAGUUAUCUGUUCAAACAACCAUGUCUUCUGCUUCAUGUGCAUGGAAUCCUGGCUCAAAAACAGCACCCAGUGUCCAACUUGUAGGAUUCCGAUCACUUCUGAAAAUCCUUACAAGGAAGUUUUGGGUGGAUCAGAUGGAACAGAAAAUUGUGACAGUUCAUCAGUCAAGCGAUCUCUGCGAAAAACCAGGCUUGAACUGUUACAUACAGAAUAUGAGGAAGAAAUUGAGUCCUUACAGAAAGAAAUUGAAGACCUUCGUGGCAAAAAUCUGAGCCUGGAGUCACAGCUGAAGACUGUCUUAGAUCCAGCGGUGCUGCCAACCAAAGAUAAGGGUGGAAAGCAGAGCCCGACUGGACAGGACAGUGUGCCUAAUUUAACCAGUCAGCGGGAAUGGAGAGCAAAGGUCAAAGCAGCCACUGAGAUCUAUGAGAAAACCAAAGUGGAUUUGGAUAAACUUAAGGAAGCAAACCGAAAACUUCGUAUGCAAAAUGGUGAUCUUGUGCGAGAGAAUUUGCAUCUGAAGGCUGAAGUGGAAAACAGAUCUCCACAAAAAUUUGGAAGGUUCACUGUUGCUGCCCUUCAGUCAAAGGUGGAACAAAACGAGCGUGAGAUGAAUCGUCUGAAAAGGGCUUUGGAACGGAGUGACAAGUACAUCGAGGAUAUGGAGUUCCAGAUUGAGCGAUUGAAGGGAAAGAGUCAGAAAAGUGAAAACAAUGGUGUGAAACUCUCUUCAGAGUCAUCACCUUCUUCUGAACACGCUGGAGAAAAUGGAAGCAGUGGGGAAUUGUGGGACGGACGCGAAGACCUCCAAGAAAAGAGGAUUAUGCCUUUGAGAAGCCUCAGUGAAAUUGAGCAGUCAUCUGUCAACCAGUUGGCUAGUGCUCAGUCUUGCCAGGAUAAUGUAGGUAAAAUAGCAUGCGAGUCUCUUCCAAAUAAACGUCUCCCUACUGACAAUGGACUUUUAGCUACAGCCACUGUUGACAAUGUUUUGCGUAGUCCUGCAUCCGAUGCAAAGGAUGAAGAACGCGUCUUGUCUGCUAGUGAGAGUGAGAUCCGAUUUGAACUUCCUAGCCCAUGUACACCAUCUACGUCACUUGGUGGCCUCCACCUUGAUAGCACAGAUGACGAAGCCAGUCCCCUGAUGAAAAAGAGAGGAGGAGACAAGAAGUUGGGCUACCUGAGAAGACUUUGUUUUGAUGAUGCUCGUUGGAGAAAUGCGUGUUUUGAGGAGCAAAUUUUGUCGAGGCAAAAUGUUGAUUGCAAUCGUGUGCAGAAUGCUGACCUUGUAUCUGAAAACUUGAUGCUUUGGGAUUGUCAUCCCGGUUCUACUGAAAGUGCUCAUAAAGGAAAUUUAAGAAAGAGCUCUCAGACUCCUGUAUCUGAUAAUCUCAAAUCAAAGGGCAAAAUGUCAGAUUUAAUAGGUAGCCUGGUUUCUGAUGUUCCUUGUUUUGCUGAGUUUAAAAGUCAACGUUCCAGGACCUCCAGUGAGACAUCAAUGGAGGCCGCCUAUCGGGAAAAGAUAUCGGAACUGGAUUUCAUGUUGGAUGAAACUGAGAAUACUCGAAAUCCUCGGUGCUCUCCGUUAUCCCAAGAUCUUUCUGACCUUGACACGUCUUCAACAUCAGAUCUGGCGCAGUGUGCUGAACUUUUAAAUGAAGCUGAGAAAAGAUUAGAGCAGAAAAGGAGGCAAAAUCAGCUGCCUGUCUCUGACACCAGAGAACAGAUGAAAAACAGGGGGAAAAGUGCAGUUCCAUUGCCCUCAGUGUCUCCAGUCACUUCAAACCUAAAGGAAGAAUAUUUGUCUUCAGAAGAGAAAUCCGCUUUCCAUUGCAGGUUUAAUUCCCCUUUUCUUUCGGUACCUUCAGAGUUAUCUGUCCUCGAGAACAAGAAACCGUCUUUGUGGAACUGUUUAAUGGCUGAAAAUGAACAAUUGCUGGGACCAGCCAACAGAUGCCCGACCAGUAAGAGAAAGCCACCAAAUUAUGGUGAGGACUUGGCCAGUCCAUCUAAAACUUCAAAAAAAGAUUUUGUGCCUUGAAAUCCUAACUCCAUGGUAAUUCCUCUGACCCCCACACUCCCUGUGGAAUCGUGAAUCCAUCUGAUCAUCACACUGUGUUUCAUCCUUCUCCUCCCACACCCCAAACCAUAUCUUGUUAUUAUGUCCUGUAUUAUUUGGGACAGCACAAUUACACUUUCCCUGUGGGUACACAUUUCCUGUUUUUACAAUCCAAUCACCUAUAUUAAUCCUCAUUAAAUGGGAUGAGAACCAUGCUAUGAGGCAUAGAAAAGCAAAAUAUCAGGUCUGGUGUGUCAAAUGCAAUUGCAGUUGUUCAUUGUUUUGUAGUUAAAUUAUUAGGAGAUUUGGAAGCUGCCAUGCUCACUUCAAAUUGGCAACUAAAAGUAAGCCAGUCAACUACUUUUGAAUUUAACACCCAACAAUGUUCACUCUGAGCUAUUGUGUGCAGUAAAUUUCCAACAAGUAUUUCUGAAAU
Messenger RNA from Leucoraja erinaceus (little skate), 2667 nucleotides. RefSeq names its product ORC ubiquitin ligase 1 (gene obi1). The coding region runs from base 81 to 2213 and encodes 710 amino acids. The transcript has 6 exons. NCBI's taxonomy places the organism in Eukaryota, Metazoa, Chordata, Chondrichthyes, Rajiformes, Rajidae. Gene Ontology annotation, biological process: regulation of DNA replication; protein monoubiquitination. Gene Ontology annotation, molecular function: ubiquitin-protein transferase activity; metal ion binding. The record is from RefSeq and is a predicted model, not a curated record.